Molecule: messenger RNA, 225 nt
Organism: Linum tenue
Lineage: Eukaryota; Viridiplantae; Streptophyta; Magnoliopsida; Malpighiales; Linaceae
Source: the annotation of a GenBank genome assembly
AUGGAAGCUGCGAAAGUGAUUGCAAAAGAUCUUGGGUUCUUUUUGACACAUUCAUCAACCAAAUCAAAUGAUGGCGAGAAGUACCCCCGAAUAUAUCUUCACUGCCAUCGUGGAUAUAAGAACAAUACAUAUGUCCCAGAUCCGGAUAAGGUUCGUAUAUUUGUCUAUUAUAAUUUAACAUUCGUAUAUAAUUUCAAUUACAAUAAAAUUCCCAUCACAAUAUAA